AUGGAGACACUGGACGAUAAGAAAGAGAAUGGUAUGGAGACACUGGACGAUAAGAAAGAGAAUGGUAUAGAGACACUGGACGAUAAGAAAGAGAAUGGUAUGGAGACACUGGACGAUAAGAAAGAGAAUGGUAUGGAGACACUGGACGAUAAGAAAGAGAAUGGUAUAGAGACACUGGGCGAUCAAAAAGAGAAUGGUAUAGAGACACUGGAUGAUCAGAAAGAGAAUGGUAUAAAGACACUGGACGAUAAGAAAGAGAAUGGUAUGGAGACACUGGACGAUAAGAAAGAGAAUGGUAUAGAGACACUGGACGAUAAGAAAGAGAAUGGUAUGGAGACACUGGACGAUAAGAAAGAGAAUGGUAUGGAGACACUGGACGAUAAGAAAGAGAAUGGUAUAGAGACACUGGGCGAUCAAAAAGAGAAUGGUAUAGAGACACUGGAUGAUCAGAAAGAGAAUGGUAUAGAGACACUGGGCGGUCAGAAAGAGAAUGGUAUAGAGACACUGGACGAUCAGAAAGAGAAUGGUAUAAAGACACUGGACGAUAAGAAAGAGAAUGGUAUAGAGACACUGGGCGAUCAAAAAGAGAAUGGUAUAGAGACACUGGGCGGUCAGAAAGAGAAUGAGACACUGGACGAUCAGAAAGAGAAUGGUAUAGAGACACUGGACGACCAGAAAGGGAAUGGUAUAGAGACACUGAACGACCAGAAAGAGAAUGGUAUAGAGACACUGUACGACCAGAAAGAGAAUGAUAUAGAGACACUGUACGAUCAGAAAAAGAAUGGUAUAGAGACACUGAAUGAUAAGAAAGAGAAUGGUAUAGAGACACUGGGCGAUCAGAAAGAGAAUGGUAUAGAGACACUGGACGAUCAGAAAGAGAAUGGUAUAAAGACACUGGACGAUAAGAAAGAGAAUGGUAUAGAGACACUGGGCGAUCAAAAAGAGAAUGGUAUAGAGACACUGGGCGGUCAGAAAGAGAAUGGUAUAGAGACACUGGGCGAUCAGAAAGAGAAUAGUAUAGAGACACUGGACGAUCAGAAAGAGAAUGGUAUAGAGACACUGAAUGAUAAGAAAGAGAAUGGUAUAGAGACACUGAACGACCAGAAAGAGAAUGGUAUAGAGACACUGUACGAUCAGAAAAAGAAUGGUAUAGAGACACUUAAUGAUAAGAAAGAGAAUGGUAUAGAGACACUGGGCGAUCAGAAAGAGAAUGGUAUAGAGACACUGGACGACCUGAAAGAGAAUGGUAUAGAGACACCGGACGAUCAGAAAGAGAAUGGUAUAGAGACACCGUACGAUCAGAAAGAGAAUGGUAUAGAGACACUGGGCGAUCAGAAAGAGAAUGGUAUAGAGACACUGGGCGAUCAGAAAGAGAAUGGUAUAGAGACACUGGACGAUCAGAAAGAGAAUGGUAUAGAGACACUGAACGAUCAGAAAGAGAAUGGUGUAGCGACACUGGAGUGUCAGAAAAAGAAUGGGUAUCGAGACACUGAUGUUCUAAACAGGAACGUUUAUUCAAUUUAA
Messenger RNA from Gigantopelta aegis, 1524 nucleotides. Its product is annotated as midasin-like. The coding region runs from base 1 to 1524 and encodes 507 amino acids. NCBI's taxonomy places the organism in Eukaryota, Metazoa, Mollusca, Gastropoda, Neomphalida, Peltospiridae. The record is from RefSeq and is a predicted model, not a curated record. The transcript is spliced from 2 exons.